This is a messenger RNA of Brassicogethes aeneus, 1156 nucleotides long. NCBI's taxonomy places the organism in Eukaryota, Metazoa, Arthropoda, Insecta, Coleoptera, Nitidulidae. The record is from the annotation of a GenBank genome assembly.
CAGAUACCUGUUUUAGUAAAAAGUUUUAGGUUAUGUGUCAAAAUUAUAUCAAAAUAUGUCAUAACGAUGUUAUCAAACAACUAAUCUUGUAAAUAUGGAACUUGGUGAAGAAGAUAUACUUAAAUAUGAAGAUACACUGGAGAAUCUAACAGUUUUAACCAAAGAAUCCAAGGAAACAGAAAUCGUCCCUCCAGUAACAGAUAAAUUAAAAAAAAUCCAGCAAUACAUUUACAGAAAUCGAAGUGGAGCUGAUUUAACAAUAUGCAUAUUAAUUGCUGCAUUAAAAUCAUAUAGAACUGACAAAUGUCUUAGGCCAUUUCCUCCUAUGUUUAUUAAGAAUAAUGAAAAAAACUUUCAACAAUUGAAAAACGUCUGUGAUAUAAUACCAACCAUCAAAGAAAUCCUUAGUAAGAAUGCAAAUAUAUCUGAAGAAGUUGUAGACUUAUUAUAUUGGUUAUUAGUUGAAAAAAAUUUUCCUUUGUUAAAACCAUGCAAUCUAACUGAAAUACCUUUAAAAACCAAGAAUAAAAACCUUGAGCCACAAUAUGUAUUUGAAGUAUGUUAUCCAAAAUCAGCAGAUGAAGCAUUUAAAAAUCGUAUUGGAAAAAAACAAGUUUUACAUGCUUAUCAUGGAAGUGCAAUGGAUAAUUUUUAUUCAAUUUUAAAAGUAGGUUUACAACAGCAUUUUAGCGUUGGACGAGAGGUAUUAUUUGGAAAUGGAGUUUAUUUAUCCAGUGAAAUAUCAGUAUGCACUCAAUAUGCUCCAUUUGGUAAAACGUGGAGAAACAGCUCAUUAGGAUAUAAACACAGUAUUAUUACCAUUUGUGAGAUUAUUAAUGACAUAGGAAAAGUUAAAUGUAAAGAUGCCCAAAAUAAAAAUAGGUCCCAUAAUGAUCAAAGUUAUGGAGAAAUCCCGGAAAAAUAUUUUGUGGUUACUGAUAGUGAUAUGUUGAGAGUGAAAUAUUUAAUGGUAUACAGUUGUAAAAACAAAAAAUCUGUAAAAUCAUUUAUAACCAAGCAUUUAUUUUACAUUAUUUUAAUUGUAUACUUUUUCAUGCUGGUUGUUAUUGGAUUUUUUAGGGACCCCAAUUGGUCCAGGGUUUUUAGAUGGUUAAAAUAAUUUAUUUAUGUUCCUAAUGUUAAUAUUUAAGGAAAU